AUGGGCCAGCUCUGCUGCUUUCCUUUCUCAAGAGACGAGGAAAAAAUCAGCGAGUUGGAAAGCCCGUCCUCUGUAGCCCUGCAGAGAUACAGAAGGGAGGGACCCAGCUGGCCAAGUGGUGAUAAGAAUGGAGGUGAGCCUGAUGAUGCUGAACUGGUAAGGCUCAGUAAGAGGCUGGUGGAGAAUGCAGUGCUCAAGGCUGUCCAGCAGUAUCUGGAAGAAACACAGAGCAAAAACAAGCCAGGGGAUGGGAGCUCUGUGAAAACGGAAGAGGCUGAUAGGAAUGGCACUGACAGUGACAACAACAGGAAAUGAGACCCAAAUGCAGGCAGGACCCCCUGCUCCGUGAGAAGCACCCCUGCCCUCCUCUGCCGAGUCAGUGGACUGAUUCGCAUUGUGCUGUCUAAGUGUCCUGUCCAGUCUGUGAAGAUUGCCUAAUACUUUUCAUGAUUGACGUGUUUGCAUUUCUGAAGCACAACAGAAGAGGAAUGGAGAACUGGGACUAUCAGAGGAAAUCAAUUUACGCAGGAAGAAUGGCCCAGGUUUCACUUGCCCUCAGCCAUGGCUGAGGGAGAGGGGACUUUGGGUUAUGCCUUGUGGACUCAAAUGAAAGAACAUGGAAGAGGCCUUGACAUAAAUGGAAUACUGCCAUUUCACUUGCCUAGCAGGGCAUUUAACUACC
Messenger RNA from Budorcas taxicolor (takin), 682 nucleotides. Its product is annotated as A-kinase anchor protein 7 isoforms alpha and beta-like. Lineage: Eukaryota; Metazoa; Chordata; Mammalia; Artiodactyla; Bovidae. The coding region runs from base 1 to 315 and encodes 104 amino acids. Gene Ontology annotation, cellular component: cytosol. The record is from RefSeq and is a predicted model, not a curated record. Gene Ontology annotation, molecular function: protein kinase A regulatory subunit binding. The transcript has 3 exons.